AUGGCUCAGGACGGCAACUAUGGCUUCGCGUUGUCCCCAGACCAAGGGUUCCAGAACUACCAUGGCAUUCCCAGCGACGUCUAUGGCAAUGGGCAGUCACAACAGAUGCACCAUCGAGCAUCAGAUCCUCUCGACCUGUCGCAAUUCCACAGAUAUGCGAAUUCAGCGAGCGACUUGCCUUUACACAACUUGACCAAGCCAGCGCACGACACAGCAUGGAAUUCCGAAUCGAUGGUACAGCUGUCACACUUCAUCCCGCCGAUAUGGAAUGGCAUGUCCAAGCCAGGAGCCAGAACGGAACCGAUACCAUACCAGGAUGUGUACAGGCAGAGUCCGCUCAAGUCAUCAGAAGUCUCCGAUUCUGCAUACGAGUCUAUGCCGACUUCAGGCGGAGCACAAGAAGUAUACACCACGGGCAACAACGCUCUGGCACGAGACUACUUCACAUCAGAUCUCAAGCCGAUCUCAACCGGUCUGCCAUCCAAGGCAAAUCCCUCUCGAAGUGUGAAGUCAGAGGGACAGUUUCUCAUCGCUCGCAACAACAGUCGAAGAAAACAGUAUAUCGGUCCCUGUCGAUUCCCUGGCUGCAAAAAGCAGCCGAAGAAUCAGUCGGAUGCAAAGUACGUCGAGCCAGCAUGUACUCGAGGUCUCUUGCCCAGGAAGCACGCUCUCACCCAUAGCAAGCCACAUCAGUGUCGUGAGCCGGAGUGCAGCCGCAAGGAUGGCUUCGCAACAGUCAAUGAUCUCGAAAGACACAAGAAGAGUGUCCACAACAUGUACCCAAAGGUCGGCAACCCAGCAGGCUUCAUGUGUGCCGCUUGUCCGAUAGUCGAGGGUGUUCUAAGGAAAUUCUGGCCCAGACGGGACAACUUCAAGGCGCAUAUCAGAAGGAAGCACUCCACCUACAACGAGGAGCAGCUCUUAGAGAUGUCCAAACAGAUCAACAGACCUGAUGAUGCACAGACUGCCGAUGGAUUGUCUGUCUACGAAGCCGCACUUCGCUCAGCUCGACAGUCGCAGAUCGAUCCUAUGGAAGGCCAUAUACACCAGCAUUUGUCACCAAUCUUGGGUCAUCUGAUUGCAGAACACAAUGAUGGCACUGUGUUUCCUCCAGACUCGGCCAUAGAGUCACAAGGUGAUCCCAUCGCAUUUGCUGGUGGCCACAUGGACGACACUCUUUUGUUUGGAGGCCAACAGUACAACCUAUCACCCAUGCAACUGAACGUCAGCACAUUCCCUUUUCCACCACCCGCGGAGGGACACCCGACUCCAAUCCAGCGUGACUUCGCGCGCCCACAGGAGCAGCACCAGAUGCUUCCUAGCAUCCAGGUAACGACAUCAUCCCUUAGCGAGCCUCAAUCCGCCUCGGCGACCAGCACUUCCCAGUCCGCAGGCGGGGCCUCCAGCGCUCAAGGCCACUUUCCCUGUACAGAAUGCGGCAAGAUCAAAACUCGCGAGUGCGACUUGAGAAAACACAUGAAACGCCACACCCGCCCUUACGGCUGCACAUUUCCCUCCUGCACCAAAAGAUUCGGCUCCCGCAACGACUGGAAACGGCACGAGUCCUCCCAACACUACCUCACCGACAUGUGGAAAUGUCCACUGGGCUGUAGCCGUCGUCCGUACCUGCACGUCUCUCUACUGGAGGAGCACUUCCGUUCGCCACUCCACAAUGUCCACGAUCCAGAUCGAGUCAAGACCCUAUGUGAGCAAGGAAGACUCGGACGGGAAGGACACCAUCACUUUUGGUGCGGGUUUUGCAAGAGAUUGAUCAAACAGGAGAGGGGUGGAAUGCUACAGCAGGUGGGCAAUGCGUGGGAUGCGAGGUUCAAGCAUAUUGGGGAUCACUUCGAUAAGGAUUGUCUAGACAGUGGAGAUUGGGUUUGUGUUGAGGAGAAUAGACCGAAGUGGUGUACUACUGGGUAUGAAAAGGGUAGUGGAACGAAGCGGGGGAGUGUGGGUGGAAAGGCGGAGGAGGAGGAGGAGGGUGGUUUGCCGGAUGUGCGGUUGGAAGAGGGAGGGAGUAAUGGAAGGAUGAUGGGACAUGUUUGGGAUGCCGCGAAGAAGAGGAAGCUGGAGAAUUUUGGGGAGGAUGCGGAUGCGGAUGGGGAGAGUGAUGAUGAGAUGUAUCGAUAG
Molecule: messenger RNA, 2136 nt
Organism: Fulvia fulva
Lineage: Eukaryota; Fungi; Ascomycota; Dothideomycetes; Mycosphaerellales; Mycosphaerellaceae
Exons: 5
Coding region: 1-2136 (711 amino acids)
Biological process (GO): regulation of transcription by RNA polymerase II
Cellular component (GO): chromosome
Molecular function (GO): chromatin insulator sequence binding
Source: RefSeq, a predicted model, not a curated record